Messenger RNA from Spodoptera littoralis (African cotton leafworm), 1083 nucleotides. The record is from the annotation of a GenBank genome assembly. Lineage: Eukaryota; Metazoa; Arthropoda; Insecta; Lepidoptera; Noctuidae.
AUGGCAGCGGAUCCUCUGGAUGAACUAUUACAAUUCUUGACGCCUGAAGCUCGUAUCGACUUAAGACACAUUGCUUUGGACCAUUUAGUGGGACUUUCCGGCACAGAAGAUGGAAUAACAACUUUGUUAUCUCACGACAAAGUAAUACAAAGUAUUAUCAAUUUAACGGACGAUAAAAUAGAAGAAGUGGCUAAAAACGCUCUACUAAUACUGGUAAACAUCACAGCCAAUCCCAGAGGCGUUAUAGAACUCCUUAAAUACAAAUCGGAUGAAAAUAAAAACAUCGUAAAAUUGUGUAUAGGUUAUGUUCUGAAUCCGGACAAAAAGGACGCAGAUGCGGCUGCAAUGAUACUUUCAAACAUAACUAGAGUCGAAACGGAACUAGACAGUGUUCUAGACACAUUUCUACCUCAUUUAAACGAUAUUUUAAACGCUUAUGUGAACAUAAACUUUAACAAAAAAGGUUCUAAUCUUAACUUCAUUGGACCGAUGAUUUCCAAUCUCUCCUGCUGUCAUAGUAUAAGGAAAUGGCUAACGGAAGAAAAUCCACACAUUCCAUUAAUAAAACUCCUACCGUUCUGUAGCUAUGAGCUCUCAAACAUAAGAAGAGGCGGAGCGAUGGGUACCAUACGAAAUUUAUCCUUUGAUCCUGAAUUUCAUGAGUUUUUACUUAGCAACGAUUUGGAGCUACUUACAUAUUUGUUAAACCCAAUAAUGGGGGGAGAAGAAUACAUUGACGAAGAAAUGGACUCAUUACCGAUAUCGUUACAAUACUUACCGAAAGAAAAACUACGGGAUAAUGACAUUGAUAUCCGUAAAAUGAUUCUGGAAACGCUAAACAAGCUUUGUAUGCGAAGGAAAGGACGGGAGUUCUUACGGGACAACGGAGUGUAUUAUGUUCUACGGGAAUAUCAUAAAUGGGAGACAGACCCCAAAGUAAGACUUGCGUGCGAGAACGUAGUCGACAUUUUGAUACAAAAAGAGGAUGAGGUCGGUGCUGAGGACUUGUCAGCAGUGGAAGUACCCGAUGACAUGAAGGAGAAGUUUGAAAAGAUGGACGAAGAUUAUAUACAGGAUAAAUAA